This is a messenger RNA of Rhododendron vialii, 2695 nucleotides long. RefSeq names its product U4/U6 small nuclear ribonucleoprotein Prp31 homolog. Gene Ontology annotation, biological process: mRNA splicing, via spliceosome; spliceosomal tri-snRNP complex assembly. The transcript is spliced from 2 exons. Bases 480 to 980 code for a protein of 166 amino acids. Lineage: Eukaryota; Viridiplantae; Streptophyta; Magnoliopsida; Ericales; Ericaceae. The record is from RefSeq and is a predicted model, not a curated record. Gene Ontology annotation, cellular component: precatalytic spliceosome; U4/U6 x U5 tri-snRNP complex; U4 snRNP.
AUCGUCGUAGUCUCUUAUAACAUCGUCGCCCGUCGAAGUCUAUCUUCACCUUCGCCGUUUCGACCACUGAGUCAGCCGGCAGAGGUGUGUGCGCGAUUCGGGCGAUCGGAGUUGGUGAACUCAUCCACGCGGCCACACCCAUCGUCUCUUUAUCUCUCUACAACAACUGGUGUUUGCUAUUUGUGCCUCAGAAGUCUCAGAAACAGAACCACAUCUGCACAGCCAAGAAUGUGAGAAACAAUCUAAGUGGACAGUAUGGAAUAAGACGAUGAUAACCUGGAGGAAGAUGUCCUAGGAUACUGUUUCCAAACUGCAUAAGACGCAUUGUUAUAUCAGUGUACUGCAGGAAGUUGAGAAGAUGUCUAAGAUGUUAUCAAGUCAAGGAGUAUCAAGCAGAUUGUUUUACAUUACGUGAGGCAAUAGGGAUAGACACUUAUAGACUCCGUAAGUUUAUCAUUGGCAAGUAUCCAAACGUCCACAUGGAAGUUCUUGGUCCAACUCCUUAUGCUCGAGCAGUUAAAAAGAUUGGGAACGAAAUGGAUCUUGCCCUUGUUGACCUGAAGGAGGUGUUAUCUCUGGCUGAUAUUGGUCGUGUCUCAUGGAAAGGGAUAGGCAAGCCACUUCCGGAAGAAAUUCUGCAAAAGACAUUUGACGCGUGUGACCCACUUCUUGCUUUACAUUCGGACUAUGAAAAAGUUCAUGCUUUUGUGGGCUGUAUAAUGGAGUAUUUUGAGCCUAAUCUUUGUGCUAUUUUUGGAAGUGAAGUUGCUUCUAAGCUAAUUGUGGGGACUGCUGGUGGUCUCUCAGCAGUAGCUAAUAUCCCAGCUGAUGAUUUUAGCCUCGUGGGUGCCAAGAAAAUUAUGGAUUUGCAACGGUUUUUUGCUGAAAUGCCCCCUUGCCUUCCAAUAGGUGGGCCAUGUGGCCAGAAAUUCUACAGUGGCAGCGCGGAUAGACUUGACGAGAGGAGAUCCAACAGAUAAGACUGGGAGAUGUAUUCGAGAUGAGAUAAUUAGGGUGAGUGAACAGUGGCGAAAGAAGUCCUACUUGGCUGCAAAGCAGCAAAGCAGGGAUCUGAACUUGAUCCGCUUCCUAUUUUCGAGCCAAAGGAGGAAAGAUAGGUGAGAUUGCUGAGGCAAAGCUCUAUGGAGUAAGGAUGCUGCUAGUUUUUCGGAAGAGAUUGCUAUGGGAAAGUGGGGGAAAAUACAGGCAAAGAAGCCACGGAAAAUGAAGGCACUUGUGAUUAAUAUGGUGGAGUGAGACGAGGGGUGGGACGAGAGGAAGGCCAAGCUCGUCAAUAAGAAAUGGAGAGCUGUUUUUGAAGUGAACUAGUUUGGUUUGCUUGCUAUCAAGAAGUGAAAUUGGUCAGUGGUUAUCGUUUUUAGUUGCUAAAUGGUCAAUAAGAUACUAAAUGUUAUGAGUGUACUAUUCAAUGCUCUCUUGUGGAAUGGGAGAGUUGGGUCUUUUAUUGGGGAAACUAGACAGAACCCUUAAAGAAAUGAAGUAUAAAUUCAUGGGGCUGUGUGAAGAAGACGAGUUGCAUGUCUAGGAGCUGAAACUUCUAAACUGUAUACUGAGGUUGUCCAGUGUCGAAGCCUUUAGUGAUGGUUCUACUUUGAAGAAGCUCCAUUCUACAUUGUCACAAAUAGAAUCUCUCUAUUCUGAGCUAUCCAUUGAGCCUUCCAAAUUCGUGAGCGAACUCAAGAAAUCAUUGCAUGAAAUUGGUUUCUCAGCUGAUGGAUGGGCCUUUCUACGGUCCACUUCUGUUUCGGUAGUCAGUUGAAUUUUUCUCCUUGAAGCAAUUUGUCUUCAGUAUAAAACUCAAGCACAUAAAAGCAGAGUUGGAUGUUUCUGGUAAUGACCAUGACAACCCUUUUCCCUUUAUUCCGGGGCUUCCUGUUGGUAUACGACUAGGGAUCACUUUGUUCAACAUCUCAAGGGAGAAUAGGUUGCGGUUGCGACUUGCUGUGGAUGAGGCUUUAUCUGAGUUUGUUUACCUGGAUUUUGACCGAUUUGGAGGCAACAAUCAAAUCAGGAAAUUCAGAUUUGCUGCACCUUUUUACAAAACCCCGAAAGCAAUUUUUUUCACAGUGAAGGUUUGCCUCAGAUUGGAGUGCUUGUCUGAGAAUGUUCAUUUCUGCAAAAGUUGUGGGGGUUCCAAAACAGUAGUUAGUUUUUCUCUGCAAACUGAAGUUUCUACUGUUGUGAAAGAGCGAGUGGCAACUCUGUUGCUUGGGUACACAGUGUCAAGAUGGACGAAAGCCCCACAACAGCAACCAGCGUCCGCCACCCGAAACAACUGUCACCACUAUCCUAGGCCAUGCCUUUGAGUGGGAAUUCAUUUUGCAGCCAGACCCUAUUACAAUCUACCCAGCCCAGGCAUGCCCUUCUUCUCGGAUGGACGCUACCUCCGAUUGGCCUCUUUAAACUCAAUGUUGAUGGGAGUGGUAGCACUCCAGAUUCAGAGGCAAGCACUGGUGGCUUAGUUAGGGAUUGGAUAGGAAAUUGGAUCACUGGGUUUUGUGCAAACUGGGCUCUGUCUCGGGUCUCUCAGCUGAGCUUUGAGCUAUUUAUUAUGGACUCAAACUCCUCUGAAACUUGUACGUACACAUAUUGAAUACCAAACUUCUUACCUGGUGCAUUGUAACUAAUAUGUCCGAUAAACUUCUUACCUGGUGCAUUGUAAUUUUUUACUGAA